AUGCCCCUGGCCAGCCCCGGCCCGCCCCUGGCCAGCCCCGGCCCGCCCCGGGUCAGCCCCGGCCCGCCCCGGGCCCGCCCCGGCCCGCCCCGGGCCCGCCCCGGGCCCGCCCCGGGCCCUCCCCGGGCCCUCCCCGGGCCCUCCCCGGGCCCGCCCCGGGCCCGCCCCGGGCCCGCCCCGGGCCCGCCCCGGCCCGCCCCGGGUCAGCCCCGGCCCAUGCCCCGGGUCAGCCCCGGCCCAUGCCCCUGGCCAGCCCCGGCCCGCCCCUGGGCCAGCCCCGGCAGCCCCCGGGUCCAGCCCCGGCCCGCCCCCCGGGUCAGCCCCGGCCCCCGCCCCCCGGGUCAGCCCGGCCCGCCCCCGGGUCAGCCCCGGCCCGCCCCCCGGCUCAGCCCGGCCGCCCCCCGGGUCAGCCCCGCCCGCCCCCCGGGUCAGCCCCGGCCCGCCCCCCGGGUCAGCCCCGGCCCCGCCCCCGGGUCAGCCCGGCCCGCCCCCCGGGUCAGCCCCGGCCCGCCCCCCGGGUCAUCCCCGGACACGCCCCCCAGGGGUCAGCCCCGGCCCGCCCCCGGGUCAGCCCCCGGGCCCGCCCCCCGGGUCAGCCCCGGCCCGCCCCCCGGGUCAGCCCCGGCCCGCCCCCCGUGGUCAGCCCCGGCCCGCCCCCCGGGUCAGCCCCGGCCCGCCCCCGGGUCAGCCCCGGCCCGCCCCCCGGGUCAGCCCCGGCCCGCCCCCCGGGUCAGCCCCCGGCCCGCACCCCCGGGUCAGCCCGGCCCCCCCCGGUCAGCCCCGCCCCCCCCGGGUCAGCCCCGGCCCGCCCCCCGGGUCAGCCCCGGCCCGCCCCCCCGGGUCAGCCCCGGCCCGCCCCCCGGGUCAGCCCCGGCCCGCCCCCCGGGUCAGCCCCGGCCCGCCCCCCGGGUCAGCCCCGGCCCGCCCCCCGGGUCAGCCCCAGGCCCGCCCCCCGGGUCAGCCCCGGCCCGCCCCCGGGUCAGCCCCGUCCCGCCCCCCGGGUCAGCCCCGGCCCGCCCGCCCGGGGUCAGCACCCGGCCCCGCCCCACCGGGUCAGCCCCGGCCCGCCCCCCGGGUCAGCCCCGGCCCGCCCCCACGGGUCAGCCCGGCCCGCCCCCCCGGGUCAGCCCCGGCCCGCCCCCCGGGUCAGCCCCGGCCCGCCCCCCGGGUCAGCCCCGCCCGCCCCCCCGGGUCAGCCCCGGCCCGACCCCCGGGUCAGCCCCGGCCCCCCCCGGGGUCAGCCCCGGCCCGCCCCCCGGGUCAGCCCCGGCCGCCCCCGGGUCAGCCCCGGCCCGCCCCCGGGUCAGCCCCGGCCCGCCCCCGGGUCAGCCCCGGCCCGCCACCCGGGUCAGCCCCGGCCCGCCCCGGGUCAGCCCCGGCCCGCCCCCCGGUCAGCCCCGGCCCGCCCCCGGGUCAGCCCCGGCCCGCCGCCGGGUCAGCCCCCGGCCCGCCCGGGUCAGCCCCGGCCCGCCCCGGGUCAGCCCCGGCCCGCCCCCGGGUCAGCCCCGGCCCGCCCCGGGUCAGCCCCGGCCCGCCCCGGGUCAGCCCCGGCCCGCCCCGGUCAGCCCCGGCCCGCCCCGGGUCAGCCCCGGGCCCGCCCCCCCGGGUCAUGCCCCGGCCGCCCCCGGGUCAGCCCCGGCCCGCCCCCGGGUCAGCCCCGGGCCCGCCCCCCGGGUCAGCCCCGGCCCCGCCCCCGGGUCAGCCCGGCUCAGGACCCGGCACGCCCCGGAAUCAGCCCCGGCACCCGCCCCCGGGUGCAGCCACCGGCCCGCCCCCGGGUCAGCCCCGGACCCGCCCCCGGGUCAGCCCCGGCCCGCCCCCCGGGUCAGCCCCGGCCCGCCCCCGGGUCAGCCCCGGCCCGCCCCCGG
Petromyzon marinus (sea lamprey) is the source of this 1868-nucleotide messenger RNA. Lineage: Eukaryota; Metazoa; Chordata; Hyperoartia; Petromyzontiformes; Petromyzontidae. The record is from RefSeq and is a predicted model, not a curated record.